Chrysemys picta bellii (western painted turtle) is the source of this 383-nucleotide messenger RNA. The record is from RefSeq and is a predicted model, not a curated record. Lineage: Eukaryota; Metazoa; Chordata; Testudines; Emydidae.
GACCGGCCCCUGCUGGCGGACGAGGUGUUCGCGGCGUAUUACGGCCCCGGGGCGUCGGCCCGGCGGUUCCGCGCGGCGCUGGUGGAGGUGGCCAACGCCAACGCGGCCCUGGACUUCCUGCCGGCGGCGCGGGACGACCCGGUGCUGCACUUCGACGGCGAGCUGCUGCGGCCGGCCGGCGCCUCCCUCCUGCGCGCCCGGCGCGAGGUGCUGCAGGCCCUGGGCGCGGAGCUGUACCCCCUCGCCCGCCAGCGCCUCGGCCAGCUGCUCCACUCCCUGCAGGUCCGCCCCGGACACCGGGGUCCCUCCGCCCCCUUGUCCAUCCCCGUCUGUCUGCCCGCCACUCAGCUCCAGCCCUCUGGUUACCCAGCGUCCGUCCAUCU